Molecule: messenger RNA, 1668 nt
Organism: Colletotrichum graminicola M1.001
Lineage: Eukaryota; Fungi; Ascomycota; Sordariomycetes; Glomerellales; Glomerellaceae
Product: amidase
Exons: 6
Coding region: 1-1668 (555 amino acids)
Source: RefSeq, a predicted model, not a curated record
AUGAUGUCUGCUGCUACUACAUGGGAGGCUAUUGCGUCUCGUCAUCGAGAUAAGCAACAGCAGGCUAUUCCGCAAGAUUGGAUUAUUCCACAUUCGAAGCUGAAGGAAUUAAACGGCACCGGAACAGCCAAUGAAGGACGACUGGUUUCCCUGGAAGCAGCAAGGAAGUCUGCCCUGCUUACUGAGAAAGAGCUCAAGAUCACGGAGAGUAAUAAUGCAAGGAAAUUACUCGAAAGAAUUCACACAGGAGAGCUCUCGUCUGAGGAAGUAACAGUGGCGUUUUGCAAGCGUGCUGCCCUUGCUCAGCAACUUACUUCCUGCUUGACCGAGAUAUUCUUCGAUGAGGGCAUAGCGAGGGCUCGGAAACUUGACCAACAUCUGAAAGCUACUGGCAAGCCGAUCGGUCCGCUGCAUGGUCUACCUAUUAGUCUCAAGGACUCAUUCGUGGUAAAAGGUCAUUACGCGACAGUCGGUUAUGUUGAAUUUCUCAAGCGACCGCCGCCUACCACCAACUCGGCCAUGGUGGAUCUCUUGCUGGAUGCUGGAGCAGUCUUGUUCUGCAAAACCAACGUUCCUCAAACAAUGAUGACGGCCGAUUCGGAAAACAACAUCUUCGGGAGAACACUCAACCCGCGCAAGACUUCCUUGACUGCUGGCGGUUCGACGGGAGGAGAGGGAGCCCUCGUGGCAUUCCGAGGCUCGGUGUUAGGCGUGGGGACUGACAUUGCAGGCUCUGUCAGAAUCCCAUCUCUCUGCUGCGGAGUCUACGGUUUCAAACCCACAGCUGACCGGAUCCCAUUCGCUGGCAAGGUGUAUUAUCCAUUUCCCAAGCUACGGAUCCCUGGAAUAUCACCAGCUAUCGGGCCAAUUGCCAACUCAGUCGACGACCUCGUCUUGCUGAUGGAAACGACACUCGCACAACGCCCUUGGGAGUAUGACGCAUCUGCGAUUGAUACACCAUGGAGAAUUCUGGAUGAUGCCAACAAGGCCCUUACCAUUGGCGUCCUUCCCGAAGAUCCCAAUUACCCGUUACAUCCUCCUGUUCGCCGCGCCCUUGACGAAGCAGUCUCUUCACUCGAAGCUGCAGGACACAAUGUUGUUCGCCUUCCGCUGGACCCUUGUUGCGGUGCCAGUUUGGGGGGUAAGCUAGCUUUUACUUAUUACGGCCUGAGUUUCUCUGGUCUAGAUGCCUUGGAGAGCGAGAUUGGAGAGCCACUCAUUACUUCAGUCAGGGCAAAUGUGCAUCCAUUCGGAAACGAGGGACCUCUCGUCUCGCCGGAAUUGGACACAGCACACCGGUUGAGUGAAUUCCUCAACCUUCGCGAUGGUUACGCCGACGAUUGGCGAAAGACUUGGCGGACGUAUAAGCUCGAUGUUGUUCUCGGGCCUGGAGCAACAAGCACCGCUGUGCCCCACGAUACUUACGGCGUUCCUGUGUACACCGCGAUGUGGAACGUGUUAGACUAUCCCGCCGGUAUCAUACCGUAUGGCUUCGCUUCGAAAGACAAGGACCCUCAAUACCAGAAGGCAACUGCGCAAUUUGAAGCAGACUACGAUCCCGAAGCGUGUGAUGGAGCACCAUGUGCCAUUCAAGUAGUGGCCCCUCGAUUCCGGGAUGAGGAGUGUUUGCAAGCGAUGCGGAUUAUCGACAGAGACAUUCAGCGAUAG